Molecule: messenger RNA, 699 nt
Organism: Caenorhabditis briggsae
Lineage: Eukaryota; Metazoa; Nematoda; Chromadorea; Rhabditida; Rhabditidae
Exons: 7
Coding region: 1-699 (232 amino acids)
Source: RefSeq, a predicted model, not a curated record
AUGUCUUACAAUCACCACAACCAAUCUCAGGGCUACGUCCCUUCCUAUAACUCUCAGAACACCGGUGCUGCAUAUAUGGCUAGAAGAGGUUGGGGCAAUGAGAGUGACAGAAAUACAACUAUUUCUUUCUCGUCAAAAAGCAGUUCUAAAAGGAUAUACAUAACUUUGUUUGUCAUGCUGGUACUAUUAUUGAUAGCUGCAAUUGUGAUCAUCAUCUUAUUUGCGUCUGGAGUCUUCCACGGCGCUGAUCCACUUCAAAACCCCACAAGCUCACCAAUUCUCAACCCGACAUUCCGGCCUCCAAUCAACAACAUUCCCACUUUCUCACCUAUAUUUUCCCAAAAUCAAUCCUAUACCGGAUCAUUUUUAAUUCAACGAGAAGCCAGUGAUGUCUACAAUUUUAAAAACACCAAUCAAUAUUUUAACGCUUUCAACAUUAUGCAAAAUGCUCUCGACAACAUUUUUGUGACUUCCACUCUUCGGCCAUAUGCUGCACAGGCAAGACUAAUCGAUUUGCGAAACAGAGGGAAUGAUCUGGCUGUGUUGUUUGAAGUGCAUAUGCUUGGUGGAGGUAAUGUGGAUCAGAAUACAGUAGCUGAUGUCGUGAGAAACAACUUGGGAACACUAAGAAACCAACUCGGCGGCAAUGCACAAAUUGAUUUCAAUUCAGUAUCUGUGGUUCGGUUGUUCACUUUCUAG